AUGCUUUUUUACUUAUACGUAACCCGAUGUAAGCAGCUGUUGAAUUACAAUAAUAUGGAGACUGAUAAUGGUGACAAGGAGAAGAGUGAGGAAGAUGACUUGUGUGCUCUGAAGGAUGCACUUGAGGCUGUUAUAUUGUUUCAAGGUUUAAGUGAAUAUCAAAAGAAGUUGAUGUUUCCAAACUUGAAGAAUCUUGGAGCUGAAACAAUUAAAGAGCUCAUCGAUGAAUGGAAGGAGUUGAAUGUUGAGGAGCUAAAUUUGAACAUCAAGAAACAAACUUUCUUUACAAAGUUUGCAAACGCUAGCUGGAGUUUGAUGUUACUUAUUCAACAAGAAAAUAAUUUCUGCUUUUGGAUGUUUUAUGUUAUUCCUACUUCAUUGUUUUUUGUGUGUUGUGUGUUGCUGCAUCUUUUGAAUGAUGGAUCCUAA
Arabidopsis thaliana (thale cress) is the source of this 429-nucleotide messenger RNA. RefSeq lists its product as uncharacterized. The transcript has a single exon. NCBI's taxonomy places the organism in Eukaryota, Viridiplantae, Streptophyta, Magnoliopsida, Brassicales, Brassicaceae. The record is from RefSeq and is marked reviewed. Bases 1 to 429 code for a protein of 142 amino acids.